Rhineura floridana is the source of this 4720-nucleotide messenger RNA. RefSeq names its product phosphatase domain containing paladin 1 (gene PALD1). NCBI's taxonomy places the organism in Eukaryota, Metazoa, Chordata, Lepidosauria, Squamata, Rhineuridae. The record is from RefSeq and is a predicted model, not a curated record. The coding region runs from base 424 to 3027 and encodes 867 amino acids. The transcript has 21 exons.
AGCAGGAGCUGGAGCUGAAAAGAGCCAUCUGUUUGUGCUGGAGAACAGCUGCAGCAGCUGUAAAAAAGCAGUUGGCUGCGCAUGCUCCUCCCUCAGCCGCCGGCGCUUUUGUAGACUCCGUCGCAAGCACACGCAUGCAGCUAAACUAGAACGGUGGGCGAGUUUAGGGGUUCCGUCCUUCAGAGAAGCUGGUACUGGAAACUGGAACGACGACAGAGAGAAGAAACUCCGCCUGACUUUUUCGGGCUGGAAGGUCUCGGGAGUUGAUGAGCACCACCACUGGGGAGGAACAAAAGGCUGGCUCAGGCGGUGCCCCACCGCUUAGCUUCUCUUUCAGGGCCAGCGGGGGAUGCAGUCCCUCCGUGCACCAGAAAGGAUACUGGAUGCCCUCCCCUGCUGCCCCAAAUCAGUUGCCUGUGGAUUAUGGGUACGACUGCCAGCACAGCUCAGCAGACAACAACAGCAGCAUUUGAGCAUAUUCACGGCAACGGAACCAUGGAGGAUCGCCAUUCCCUCAGCAUCCACUCCUUCCAGACUGUGGCCCUCCACAACAACAAGGCCAAGUCAAUUAUUACCAAUAAGGUGGCGCCUGUAGUCAUUACCUACAACUGCAAAGAAGAGUUUCAGAUUCAUGAUGACUUGUUGAAGGCCACCUAUACUGUUGGGCGGAUUACAGAGUCUACUCCGGAGCAUUACCUUGUACAGGGGAAAUAUUUUAUGGUCCGUGACGUAUAUAGCAAGUUAGAUGUCCUCAAGACUGCCAGCAGCUGCGGUGCUCCGAACUUUCGGCAAGCCAAAGGAGGAUAUUCUGUGUUUGGAAUGGGCCAGCCCAGCUUAAGCGGAUUCAAGCAGGUCCUGCAGAAGCUCCAGAGUGAUGGCCAUAAGGAAUGCAUUGUGUUCUGUGUCCGUGAGGAGCCAGUGCUUUUUCUGCACAUAGACAAUGACUUCAUGCCAUACACCCCCAGGGGAAAGGAGAACCUGCACGAAAAUCUACACAGCCUGCAGAGGGGUGUCAAAGUAGAAAGCCUGGAGCUCUCUAUUCGGAAAGAGAUACAUGACUUUGCCCAGCUGAGUGAGAACAUGUAUUAUGUCUACAAUGAUAUCGAGCAUUUCAAAGAUGAGCCACAUUCAGUGAGCAUCCGCUGUGAAGAAGACAUCCAUGUGACAGAGGAAGUGUACAGGAGGCCAGUCUUCCUGCUGCCAUCUUACAGGUACCAUCGUCUUCCUUUGCCUGUAGAUGGAGCCCCUUUGGAAGCACAACUUGAUGCUUUCAUCAGUUUCCUCAGGGAAAGUCCAAAUGUGCUCCUUCGCCAAGACCCCAGCAGGCCGCCUCCUGUCCUGCUCUUCAGCUGUCAAACAGGAGUUGGAAGGACGAACUUAGCCAUGGUGUUGGGCACUCUGGUGCUUUAUCACCGCAAGGGUGGGCUGCAGAAGCAAGACCUUCCACAGUCCACUAAAUUCUUGCCACGGGAUCAGUUUCGGAUUAUUCGGAACUUCAUUGACAUGGUACCAAAAGGCCAGCAGUUAGUUAAGGAGGUGGAUGCUGCCAUCUCCUUGUGUUCGGAAAUGCAUGACAUGAAGGAAGCCAUUUACGAGUAUAAAAAGAAGUUGGAAGGGAUUGGUGAAGAUUAUCAGAUUCAGGGAAACAGCACCAAAGAGUAUUUCCUUCAGAGGACAUUGCAGAGCCUUGAGCGCUACUUCUGCUUGAUAGCAUUCAACUACUACCUUCACGAACAGUACCCCCUUGCUUUUGCUCUCGAUUUCAGUCGAUGGAUGUGCAGGCAUCCUGAGCUGUACAGGCUUCAGGCAAACAUGAACCUGUCAGAGCUAACAGUCACAGGGGAACAGAUAACGAAGGGGGCACGGGUGCUGGUGGUGGAUGAAAGGUUUUCGCCUGAUGUGCUCAGUACCAUCAAGGAGAUGAGCGUGGCCAACUUCCGGAGAGUCCCCAAGAUGUCUGUGUAUGGGAUGGCACAGCCAAACUCCAAGGCUAUUGGGAAUGUCUUGAACUACCUGACAGAUACAAAGAGGAAGUAUUCCCACAUCUUGUGGGUUAAUCUCCGUGAAGAUGUGGUUCUGGAAGGGAAUGAGCAAACUUAUACCCUCCGGGAGGUUGGCACCCUGGAACAGCAGAUAACAGUCCCUGCAAUGUCAUCUGACCAGCUAGAGAAACUAGAAUCCAUUUUGAAGAGCGACCUGCUGAGAUCCCAGAAAUGGAUUGAGGUUUAUCUGGAACAGGAGAAGCAGAUGAAAAUGUUCAAGACGUGCCUGACCAUGCAGGAGGUAUUUAACCAGCAUAAGAGCACCUGCCAGGGAUUGGCUUAUAAACGGAUUCCAAUUCCAGACUUCUGUGCUCCUAAGGAAAAGGACUUUGAUCAGCUGCUGGAAGCCAUGAAGAGUGCUCUGGCUGAAGAUUCCCGCACAGCCUUUGUGUUCAAUUGUCACAGUGGCAGAGGAAGAACCACCACAGCAAUGGUUAUUGCUGUCCUCACCCUCUGGCAUUUCAAUGGAAUCCCCGAGAUGAUUGAGGAUGAAAUUGUGAGUGUGCCUGAUGCUAAGUACACCAAAGGAGAGUUUGAGGUGGUCAUGAAGGUGGUGCAGAUAUUGCCAGAAGGACACCGAAUGAAGAAGGAGGUGGAUAUGGCACUAGAUACUGUGAGUGAGACGAUGACACCCAUGCACUAUCACCUGAGGGAAAUCAUCAUAUGUACUCACAGACAGGGAAAAACAGCUAAGGAGGAGAAGGAGAUGUGGACAUUGCAGCUGAGGAGCCUGCAGUACUUGGAACGCUAUAUCUAUCUCAUCCUGUUCAAUGCAUACCUGCAUUUGGGGAAAAAGGACUCCUGGCAGAGGCCUUUCAGUGUCUGGAUGCAUGAGGUGGCAGCCAAGGCUGGAGUUUAUGAGAUCCUGAAUCAGCUGGGUUUUGCUGAAUUUGAGAAGCUUGAAGACAAACCACUGUCCCAGAUUCGCUACCGCUGGCAGGAGCAGAGCCGAAGCUUGCUGCCAUUCCGGGGAGAAUUCAUUUAGGAUCUAGUAAUUACUAAGGGUCUAUGAGAAUUGCAGUGUUUCCCAUGUGGACAUAUCACCUUCUCUCUUUGCUUUUCUGGGUGGGUUUUUUUUAAAAAAACAACAACAGACAUUUUAUAAAUAUAUAUAAAUAAUAUGGAAAAGUAUGCCUUAAGGGAGGACUAUGAUUUAAAGAAGAAAAAGUUAAACUUCCUUGAAGACUUUUUUAUAGGGUUCUUUCAGACACAAUAAAAAUAAAUUAAGAUAACUUUAGACAAGAGUCAAUGGAAAUGCUGUGUAUUUUCCCUGAACAUUUUAUAACAUACCUACCAAAAAAAAAAAUCUAGGUGCUGUACAAGACUUUUUCACAGGUCUUUUUCAAAGACUUUUUCACAGGUCCAGUGUAUACCGACAGGUUGUGUGCACAUAUUCAGAAAUAUAUGCAUAGUACUGCUAUGUUUGGAACCAUUUAGUAGAUCGUUCAGGAUUGUUUAUUAUUUCUUCCACUUGAAUCUCUUUACAUUUUAUUAUGAAUAUUUCAAUUCAUAUGAUACACUUUUUAAAUGGUGCAAAGAGCCACUACUGUUAGAGGGUUAUCCUGGGCAAAGAAUGGGAGAAGUCCACAGUGAUGAUUCCUCUGCACAUCACUCCCAUUGAACACACAAGUGGAUGCUGUGAUGGAGAAAACUCCUAAAUGCCUGAGAUAGCAUGUGUGGUGCUUGUCUCCUCUAAUGAUUGAUGAGUGCAGCAGAAGUGUGCUGUGCUCAUAUGUCUUCUCUCAUUUUUGAUCAGGGAUGGGAAACCUGUGGCUCUCCAGAUGUUGCUGGACUACAACGCCUGUCUAUUAGUCAUGCUGGCUGAGGCUGACAGGAGUUGGAGUCCAAUUGCAAUUGGCCACAAGUUACCCCUUCCCUAGUUUAGAUAAAGACUAAACCAGCCAUCAGGUUACAAACCGGUACCAGGUACUACAAAAAUCUGGAGAGAGGGGCUGCUUUUCAUAACGGAAGAACUCUGAUACACUAGGUUUGGUAGAAGGAAGUGAAAGAGUGUUGUAAGUACAGCUGCAAGCACAGCUGCUUUUGUGGUUCUGAGGACCAGGGUCAGUAAAGUCCUGCUGGUGCUGGUGCAGAUUGGGGCUAGUGGGUUAGAAGAGCCCUGAUUUGUAAAACUCCAGGUCUGUGCAUCCAGAAAUAAAGGAAUGGGUCAAACUAUUGUAAACAAUCCAUCCUUUUGUCAAAUAAAAACAGUUUUAGGCAGGGCACGAGUAAAUGCCAAUGAAAUCAAGAACCUGAUAUCUGGAAAUGUAGUAGGAGACACAUGAAGUUACCUGAUAGUGAGUCAGAUCAUUGGCCCAUCUAGCUCAGUGUUGUCUAUACUGACUGGUAGCAGCUCUCCAAGGUUUCAGGCAGAAGUCUCUUUCCAGCUGGACCUGGAGACACUAGGGAUUGAACCUAGGACUGCAUGCAAAGUAGCUGCUCUGCCACUGAACUGCAGUCCUUGUAACAUAAAAAAGAAGCAAAAGUUACUCUCAAAUAAAGGAGCUACCCAUAAUGAGACAAGAAAUUUAGAACAAUCAGUAAGGUCAGAAUGCGAAGAGCCCUGUGUGCACAGUUAGGCACAUUUUUAUGCAUUCUGGUACACUUUAGUUCUCCUGUUCCAAUGACUGAGCCUUGUGUUUUACUUAGGGACUGUUCCAGAGAGGGCUGCACAAAUG